Aspergillus ibericus CBS 121593 is the source of this 1644-nucleotide messenger RNA. It is a transcript of the gene ptcA, whose product is annotated as type 2C protein phosphatase PTC6. The coding region runs from base 1 to 1422 and encodes 473 amino acids. The transcript is spliced from 3 exons. Lineage: Eukaryota; Fungi; Ascomycota; Eurotiomycetes; Eurotiales; Aspergillaceae. The record is from RefSeq and is a predicted model, not a curated record.
AUGGCGUUUACUGGAAGGUUCUUGGCUUCUCCUUCGUAUAGCGAGUCCACUGAUUCCGGACAUCGACUGGCGACUGGCGCCUUCGUCAGGCCCCGGCAGGUGGUCACUCCACCUCAUGCGUUGGACGCUGAGGCGGAGCCCCUGCGGGCGGCUUUGGAUGCUAGCCACGAAGAGGCUAUCCAGAUAAAGGCCCAGCUGAGCGACGCACGGAAGCGGAUUACACUCGACGCGGAGAUCAUCCAGACUCUCCAGGCCAAGAUCGACCAGCUGCAGGACGUCAUCAUGCAGCAUAGGAUGGCGACCAGCGGCCAAACCAAAGCAUCCUCCGAGCCGAAGUACAUCAAGAAGAACCACGAGUUCAGGUAUUCGGCCAGUACGAUUGCCCACCACACGACCAUCUCAUCCUCGCCAUUCAGCACGCCCAGUGCCCGUCGGGGCGGGAUCUUCAAUCGGCCGCCGCCCAGGUUCAAUAUGCCAUCGGGCGGGAGGGGCACCGACGCCAGAGCCGCUGUCGCGGUGACAGCUGAGCCGUCGCAUUCGAGAUGGCAUGAUCACAGUCCGCGCGACCUCUUCACGACUAGUCCGCAGCAUGCGGCCCGAGGAUCGGACAGCCCCAAGGGGCCCGUUGAAUGGAGUAGCGUGAUCGACCAGCUCGCCCACAGGUACCGGGAACUGUUCCGGAAAACGGAUACAUUCGGCCAGGUGCACGGUAAUCUCCCCGACUUCGUGCAGGACAUGGGAAUGGAAGGGGCCGUCAAGGAGUAUUUGAUGACAAUCUCGAACAAGAACCACGCCGCGUAUCUGCUGGGAAACCCGUCCACCCGGUUCACGCUGCUAACGAAGGCGAUCAACUACUACCUCGUCGGCGAGGCCCUCAAUAUCACGGCCGUCAGGGGAUUCGAAGACAGCGUCGACAUGGGAAUUGAAGAGCUCAAGCAGCAGAUCUGUCAGGACACUCCGCCCAUGAUCCACCACAUGUUGAUCAACGCCAUGGUUGUGAUCGUCGAGGGAGCCAUGCAGGUGCCGGAAUUCGCCGAUUUCUCCAAGCAAAAGGCGCAAGCUCAUGUCAAGAUGCUAUGGCAGUGCAUCGGGCCGCUCACCAACGACCCGAACAACGUGCACGGGCUGGCUUGGGCAGAUCUUACCACGAUCAUGUCCGAAGCCCAGAAUCUUGCCGUCGACAUGUUCAGGCAUGCGUUCGAAUACCGCUUCAACUUCCCUGAGAUCAACGAACCGUUCAACCCCGCGACGAUGAUCAAUCGCGACUACUUCAUCAAGGGGGAUCCGUUGGCGUUGAAGAACAACGACAACCGCGUGGGAUUGGGGAUCACCCCGAUCAUCGAAAUCUGCGACCUUGCGGAGCAAGGGAGCAAAUUGGUGUCUUUGGCCGACGUCUUGCUGCUGCCGUCGCCCGGCCACUAACGGUCGUCUUGUCCGCCAACAAGAAGCCAGACCGGGGGGGCGACGGCAGCUGGCUGUCUUGUCUCUUGGUUGAUUGCUCGUCAUUGGGUAAUGAUGUAGGUUGGCGUUCUCUUGUGGAGUUUGGUGGCCAAUGGAUCUGUAAAUAGUCUCUGUGAGAUAUGGCUCAAGAGUUCAGGAGGUGUUUUGCGAGCCAAGGCGUUUUGUAUUUCAAGCUACUGUCCG